Molecule: messenger RNA, 591 nt
Organism: Saccharomyces cerevisiae S288C
Lineage: Eukaryota; Fungi; Ascomycota; Saccharomycetes; Saccharomycetales; Saccharomycetaceae
Gene: SHH3
Product: protein SHH3
Exons: 1
Coding region: 1-591 (196 amino acids)
Biological process (GO): tricarboxylic acid cycle
Cellular component (GO): mitochondrial inner membrane; membrane
Molecular function (GO): electron transfer activity
Source: RefSeq, marked reviewed
AUGAAAGCAACCAUUCAAAGAGUAACAUCUGUAUUUGGAGUUCCCCGAGCAUCUGUAUUCGUGCCAAGAAUCAGCACACCAUUUAUUUUGCAUAAUUAUAUCUCUAAUGGCAGAAUGGACCUUUUUUCCAAAGAAUUCCACAAUGGCCGCGUAUCCAAAUCUGAUCUUUGGUCAAGCAACAAGGAAGAGGAGCUCUUAGUAUCUCAAAGGAAAAAAAGACCGAUCUCUCCUCAUUUAACUGUUUACGAACCUGAAAUGAGCUGGUAUCUUUCCUCUUUACAUCGUAUAUCUGGCGUUUUACUGGCUCUUGGAUUCUAUGCUUUCACAAUUACUUUGGGUGUGACGACAAUAAUGGGAAUGGAUACGACUUUUCAGGAUCUAAACAAGUGGUAUCACGAAAAGAUGCCUAAGUGGUCCCAAUGGGUGGCCAAAGGCUCUGCAGCAUAUCUGUUUGCAUUCCAUUUUGGUAACGGUAUAAGGCAUCUCAUCUGGGAUAUGGGCUACGAAUUGACCAACCGUGGGGUUAUAAAAACCGGAUCAAUCGUUUUAGCCGGCACACUCGUCUUAGGAACGUAUUUACUGGCUCAGUAA